CCGCCUUUGGCCUGUAUAUAAAUCCACAACAUUCUAGAGACGGAUUUCUACUCUCUUGUCAUCUUCACUCUCUAGUUCACACUCUUAUCAUCUCGUUCGCCAAAAAUUCUCUGGUUAACUUUCUGUGGGGUUUUUUCAAUAAAUUUUUUUACAUUGAUGUCUUUUCUACAGCCUUAUCCUGGCAUGGAUGACUGUAGUCCAAGCCUUGAGCAAUCCGCUUCCUUCUCAACAAAUUCGAAAAGCAUUACUCACAGGGGGGAGCCCAAAUGCGAUUCGAUCUCAUUAUUGGAGGCGCCGAGCUGUGAGGGUCUCAAGGAGAACAUUCCUAGUAGUACCAACACCGAUUCAUAUCUCUCCGAUUGUUCUGGAGAAGUAUCAGCUCUGAACAAUUUCUUCGACCCUAAUAGCCUAUUUGGAGGAUUUAACACCAUGGGCGAGAUGGAUAUCUCACCUCCUCCCAUGCCGGAUUUCUUGGCAAGUCCGCAGGCUGCAUCCAGUACCUCUGCUAGUACCUUCGAAAUUGAGCGUGGCGCCUCUCCUUCUACUUCAUCUGAAUCCCACCAUAGCAUACCUGACAAUUUGUGGGAUUCUGCACCAGCUGUAAAUGGUGGGAGUGACGUUGAGCUAGCCACAUCUCAAGAGGACAACAGCGUCACUUCCAGCGAUCAUACUCCUUCUACGUCCAACUACCCCGAGCUUUUUGGGGAAUAUGAUUCGUCUCUACCAGCUGUGGACCUUUCACUCCCACGUCCACUUCUACACUCAUCCAUUACGGCCCACUCUGGAUGUGGUUUUGUUCUUGACCCUUUGUUAAUCGAUCACCACGCUGCUCCCCCAGUCCAUUCGGGCGUCCAAGGACCAUAUCCAGGCCCCGAGUCAAGUCCACACAUUGACAUUCCCUCUGCCCUCACUUUCGUCAAUACCAAUGUAGGUGUUAGCCCAGCUUUUGUCGGUUUGGGCGUAAAUCAGGCCGGAAACGAAUCUCCUACUGGGCAAACUUCCUCCUUUGGAAACGAGAGCUUUUUUGAGAAUCCUAUAACUCCUUCGAGAGCCCCUGUGGAACGAUCUCACUUCGCUCAUCAGGAGGUUGCACCUCUGGCGAUAAGACACUCUCCCCUAACAGGGGCAACGCCGUUCAAUCCCGAUGGUACCCAAACAGGCUACACACCCGUUGUGCAAUCUACGCAUUACCAGUCCAUGUCGGGUCCCUGUUUAAAUCCAAAUGGUCCAGAAAUGGGUCUUAGUACUGUCGCUCAGUUGAACCCUCAGCCUCCCCCCGCCUCACAUCACCCUUAUAUAUUCGGAUUUCCGAAAGCCGAGCCCACACUCAAUUACGAGUCGAUCUCUCCUCACCCGCACUGGAACCAAAUCGCUUUUCAGUUCGGUGUCGCACCUCCACCUCCUGCUACCAUCAUCCGUUCUCGAUCCCGGGAGCUUGUUGUCCAAGCUGGUCUCAAAUGGGACCACGACAAAGGUCCUUUGAUUCUUCCUGACCUCGGCUACCUUCCUCAGCCAGACAUAUUUCCCCCGGUGAUAAAAACUGUAAUGGACACCUACUUCAACCAUAUCAUUAGGCCGCCACCCACUGCCGACCACUAUAUCCUCUGGUGGAACGCUGUUUGGAUUUCAAAACAGUUUGUGCUGAAGGUCCAGCAGCAACAACAAGCCACAUCCGUGGGGACAGCCAUUUCCUCUGAGCGUCGAUCAUUUCGCGGGAACCCUCCGUCUGGCACAACUCGUCGUAAAACUCCGACGUCGCAGAAUCAUCCUGAUCCACAAUCUACUAGUCCCGUCCAUAAUUCUUCAAUUCAGCUCCCAACGGCUUCGCAGCCGUCUGCUGAAGAUCUCGCUAAAAUGAAGCCCUUUAGUAUCUUCAUAACGGAAACUGGCCGGCCAAGGGGACGUGCGGCCACAAUCUCGGAUGAGCGUUCCAAAAAGUUGAAGAAAGCUCGUCCAGCCCCGUAUUAGAGGCUACUAUCGUCUGCCUUACAAAUUCCGAGUCCGUUGUAAUGUUUUCCAAGUUGUUUUGUUUUCUACUACUUAUCUGCUCUCGUAAUGUCUCUUUGCUUUUUUUUGGGUCUUAAUACUCGUGUCCUCUCGCCUCGAUCCAUGUCUUUUCCUCCUUAGUACGAU
This is a messenger RNA of Lentinula edodes (shiitake mushroom), 2133 nucleotides long. RefSeq lists its product as uncharacterized. Bases 157 to 1968 code for a protein of 603 amino acids. The transcript has 2 exons. The record is from RefSeq and is a predicted model, not a curated record. NCBI's taxonomy places the organism in Eukaryota, Fungi, Basidiomycota, Agaricomycetes, Agaricales, Omphalotaceae.